Molecule: messenger RNA, 1479 nt
Organism: Exophiala viscosa
Lineage: Eukaryota; Fungi; Ascomycota; Eurotiomycetes; Chaetothyriales; Herpotrichiellaceae
Product: aliphatic nitrilase
Exons: 5
Coding region: 398-1438 (346 amino acids)
Molecular function (GO): catalytic activity
Source: RefSeq, a predicted model, not a curated record
ACCUGGGGUAAAGACCCAAUGCUCUGACGUCUUCCAUUUCCUUAAAUCGUCCUACCAAUAGAUGUUGGACGCCGUUUGCUUCACCCUUAGAUUUGUGCCGAGGCCCGGCACAGGUUUGUUGUGUAUCUCUACGCCCACCGAGUUGCAAAGAUCUCUGUGUCGUCAGCUCAGUUCCUUCAGCAUUAUCACUAACACGUCUUGGUGAUGGCCUCGCCCACAGAUUGACUUCCAUCGCCUAGUGAAGGGCUAGAACAACGGAACGAUACCGCGGCUCCGGAGGACCACGCUUCUUACACCUAAAGGCCACCAAUGACAUGUGCAGAAGUCUCUAAAAGGGUAUUUGAUGCCAUUUGCCAAAGCCGCGCUGACAUCAACGCCUUGAAGCUUCAGGGAACAGAUGCUGGUUUGCCGCAAUUACCUGGAUUCAACAAUGGGUAGCACCGAGCCAGCCACGACUUUGCGUAUCGCCGCAGCCCAAUAUGAGCCCGAAUGGCUCGACUUGCAAGCUUCGGUGAAGAAGGCUUGCUCGAUCAUCGAUGAAGCUGGCAAGGAAGGGGUCAAGAUCUUGGGAUUCUCCGAAGCGUUCAUCCCUGGAUAUCCUGCUUGGAUAUGGCACCGACCAGUCGAUCCGGUCCUGGCGACAAAGUACAUUCAGAACUCAUUGGCCGUUGAUUCGGAAGAGAUGCGAACAAUCCAAGCUUGUGCAGCAAAGAACAAGGUAGUUGUGGCUUUGGGAUUUUCAGAAAACGACCACAACUCGGUAUAUAUCUCUCAAGCCAUCAUUGACAGUGACGGCAAACUCCUUAUGAAACGCCGAAAACUCAAACCUACCCAUAUGGAAAGGACCAUCUUUGGUGACGCUUCAGGUGACAGCUUGACGAAUGUUGUUCCAACUUCAGCUGGGAAGCGGCUUGGGUCAUUGGCCUGCUGGGAACAUGUCCAGCCUCUGCUCAAGUAUCAUACUGCAACACAGAGAGAGGACAUUCACGCAGGCGGUUGGCCGCCACUGUCACCUCAUGCUGGACCCGAACUGUGGUCAAUGUCAGCCGAGGGAUGUCUCAAUCUGUCACGAACUUAUGCUAUCGAGACUCAAACUUUCGUCAUUCACUCAACAACAGUGAUUGGAGAGAAAGGCAUCGAGUCCAUGGGAACAACGCAAGCAAUGCUCAUGAAUGCUCCCGGUGGUGGCUACUCAGCUGUCAUCGGACCUGAUGGACGCAUGCUAUCGGAGCCGCUCGACCCCAAGUCGGAGGGCUUGGUUAUCGUGGAUAUUGAUCCGAGCAUGUCGAUCAUGGCAAGAAGUUUUCUCGAUAUUUGUGGUCACUACAGCAGGCCAGAUCUGUUGUGGCUGGGUUGUGAUACACGGGAGAAGAAGCAUAAGAUUGAUACUCCAGCUGCUCCUGUCUCGGAGGGAAAAGUUGGAGCAUGCGGCAAGUAGGUGUGGAAGAUGAUGCUCAUGCUCAUGUCUUUUUCUUCUUC